AUGGUGGAUAAUGUUUCAGUAGUUGCUAUGUUUACUCUGUCAGRGUUGAGUGGCACARUGCAUUACAGAGUCACUCUCUUCAUCCUCACUUUGUUGUGUUACUGYGUGAUCUGGCUGAUWAAUGUGACCAUCAUCGUUACGAUCAUCGUGGAUAAAAACCUUCAUGAACCCAUGUACAUCUUCCUCUGUAAUCUGUGCAUUAACGGACUGUAUGGGACUGCAGGCUUUUAUCCAAAGUUCCUCAGCGACCUCCUGUCUUCCUCUCAUGUCAUCUCUUACGCUGGAUGUCUCCUGCAGGGUUUUGUGCUGCACUCUUCAGYYGKUGCAGAKUUSUCUAUUCUUGUAUUAAUGGCGUAUGACAGAUAUGUGGCUAUAUGUCAGCCUCUGAUGUACCACUCAGUGAUGACGAAGGGAAAAAUAGGCCUGUUUGUGUUUUUURCGUGGYUCAUACCUCACUAUCUGGUGMUGGUGRGCACUAUAACAACAUCAAUUAYCAAAAUAUGUGGCUCACAUAUUCCAAAAAUCUACUGUAUUAAUUAUUUGGUGAACAGACUUGCUUGUACUCCCCCAAUAGCAAGUGUCAUUGAAUCGUAG
Paralichthys olivaceus (Japanese flounder) is the source of this 594-nucleotide messenger RNA. Its product is annotated as olfactory receptor 1D2-like. Gene Ontology annotation, molecular function: odorant binding; G protein-coupled receptor activity; olfactory receptor activity. The record is from RefSeq and is a predicted model, not a curated record. Gene Ontology annotation, biological process: G protein-coupled receptor signaling pathway; detection of chemical stimulus involved in sensory perception of smell. NCBI's taxonomy places the organism in Eukaryota, Metazoa, Chordata, Actinopteri, Pleuronectiformes, Paralichthyidae. Gene Ontology annotation, cellular component: membrane.